AUGGUGCUGGUGAUCCAGAUAGAGUACACCAACACCCACGACAGCUCGUGGCUUGGGCUCAGGAUAACGCCGUUCAACAACCCCCCGCAACCAACCUACACGUACCGCGUCUUCACCACCGCGGCGAACACAUACCGGAUUGACGACGAAGACUUUCAAUGA
Prorocentrum cordatum is the source of this 162-nucleotide messenger RNA. The record is from the annotation of a GenBank genome assembly. NCBI's taxonomy places the organism in Eukaryota, Dinophyceae, Prorocentrales, Prorocentraceae.